CCUUGGAGGUGGCGCGGAUUUUCGGUUGGGGCUGAGCGGUGAGGCCUACGCUCGGGCCCCCGGGGUCGCCUUGUUCUCAUCCACCCGUCGGCCCAACUGUACCUUACUGGACUCCGCUCUCUCUCUCUCGUCACUAAAUACGGCUUGCGGAUCCCCAGGCUGGAGUUGGAGCGAGUCUGGAGCCCAGUCCCGGCGCCGCUGAUCUCUCCAUCUCGGUGUAAAAACGCCGCUCGCCGUUUGGAGUAGGCAACAGGCCCAGGCCCCAGCCCCAGGGCUGAGGCUGUUCAGCCGAGGAAUCUUUCCUCCCAUUGGCUGGCUUGUGUUCCUCUCUGCCUCAGGAAUGGCUCAGCAAGUCGUCGAUGUAGAUAUGCAGCCAGAGGAGGAAACUGUUCCAACACAACUGAAUCUCGAUGACUCGGCUUCGAUGCCAACAGGGGAGGGCCCUAGUACUGCACCCCUUGGCGAAGAGUUAAGAGCACUGCCUGGAAAUGAGGCCCCUUCAACUGCUCACAGUGGCGGGCUGGAAGCAGCGUUACUCACUGAGGAACUUCAAAGAUUGCAAGGGGCACUGAGAACUGUGGCCCAGCACUUUUCCCUUGGACAGAGACCUGGACACCAGCGCAGGCAGUUGAGGAGGAAUGGUCGCCGUCAGCCAGGGACAAGUGUUUCCCAGAGAUCUUCUUCAUCCAGAUCUGGAGCUCUAGACAACUACUUCCGUGUUAACAGGCAGCAGCACACAGAAUCGGUUAGGUCAGCAGCUGAAUACGGAGAUGAGAUGAGCAGCGAAGAUUCGAGUACCGAUCUGAGCACUGAUCUCAGUGAGUCGGAGGAGAGCGGCAGCACCACAGAAAUAGAGGAUGAAUAUGAGGGCGAUGAGUCUGCAGCAGCUUCGUCAGCUCCUGCUAGUGCUCCAACCCCGGUUAAUCCCUCACCAGCUCAGGUUGUCGAGGCUGGAGAUUCACAAUCUGUGCAUCAAGAGCAGGACAGUACGACCUUGCAUUCAGAAGACAAUUUGAAUGUGAAAGAAGAUGCAGCACGUGCCAAAGACACCAAGCCAGCCUUUGAUGAUGAAGGGAAUACGUGCUCAAUCUGCUUUGAGCCAUGGACGAAUGCAGGAGAACACCGUCUUGUUACUCUGCGGUGUGGUCACCUCUUUGGCUAUACCUGCAUCGAUCGGUGGCUGAGGAAACAAGGAGGAAAAUGUCCACAGUGUAAUAAGAAGGCUAAGCGGUCAGAUGUGGUGGUGCUGUAUGCCCCAACCUUGAAAGCUGUGGACACCAGUGAGCAAGAACGAUUGAAGAGUGAUCUGGAGAAGGAGCAGGUGAUGCGUCGGAAAGCAGAGCUGGAAUCUGCUCAGUGUCGCCUCCAACUACAGUUCCUGACAGAAGAGUGCAGCAAAUUACGUAAACAGCUGCAGGAGCUGAGAUGCCUGAUUGCUAAGCAUGGUCCAAGUGCUUCUCAAGGUCCUUCCAGUUCCAGUAAUUCCCUAACUGGCCAUAUCACUUCCAGUCAGAGUCAGUCCAAGUACCAGUUUGAAAAAGGCAUCAUUGUUUCGCAGAGUGGGAACUGUCGAGUCAUGGCAUACUCCUCCUUGAUGAGCUGUCUUGUUGUGUCCCAACCUUCUCCUCAGACAACUCUCCUACCUGGAUGUGGUGUGAAGAAGAUAAGUGGGGUGAACUUCCGCAGCACUCAAUACGUACCUAUCCAUUCCAAACAGAUCAGAGGUCUGGCAUUCAGUGACCACUCCGACAGUAUCCUCCUUUCUGCAUCUCUGGACAAUACUGUCAAAUUAACCAGCCUGAUGGCCAAUACGGUGGUUCAGACUUACAACACUGGCCGCCCUGUCUGGAGCUGCUGCUGGUGUUCAGAUGACACAAACUACAUCUAUGCUGGGCUGAUAAAUGGUUCCAUUUUGAUAUAUGACAUGAGGGAUACGACAACCCACGUCCAGGAGCUUCCAUCACAGGGUUCUCGAUGUCCUGUGACUUCACUGUCCUACCUCCCACGUAUGGCUUCUGCAGCAUUUCCAUGCGGUGGUCUGUUGGCUGGCACUCUGGAAGGGGGCUGCUUCUGGGAGCAGAAAUCUACAAACACAUACAAGGCACACUUGCUGCCGCUGGAAGUUGGAAGCUGCACAGAUAUACAGAUUGAACCCACGAUGCGGCAUUGUCUUGUUACUUACAGGCCAAAUAAAACCCAUAGUUCUUUACGGUGUGUUAUGAUGGAACUGUCAAGCACUCCUUCCCCAGACUCAUUGGAGAACCUGAUUUGUACAUGUUACCCAGUCCAGACAUUCAAUGCAGGCCCUACUUGUAAACUGCUUACUAAAAAUGCCAUUUUCACAAGUCCUGAGAAGGAUGGCAGCGUCUUAGUGUGUGCUGGGGACGAGGCAACCAACAGUGCUAUGGUGUGGAAUGCAGGGAACGGAUCACUCAUCCAGAAGCUUCAAGCCGAUCAGCCUGUACUGGAUAUCUGCCCCUUCGAGGUGAAUCACAUUAAUUUCUUGGGGACUCUGACAGAAAAAAUGGUUAAGAUCUACAAGUGGGCCUGACGGGACUCGUGCUUGCUGUCACCGACUCACUAAGACUGGAAAUCUGUGGCCCAAUUCUGGUGCUGUUGUAAGUCAAUUGCUGUACAGGAUCUGGCUAGGAAAUGAAACACCUUUUUGUUCAAACAAGCCCAAUUAUUCUCAGUUUGGGCUUGAUUUAUGUGGCUGCCCUACUCAAGUUGUCUCCUGAUAAUCCACCAACUGCCCCUUUUAUUGUAAACUCUGGCCUUUUAUUUAAAUGUAAUUACUGGUCGUCUCAUGAUUCCAAAGAUUUGCUCAUUUCUGUUGAAUGCUUACCCUUCUUGUCAUUAUUUGUGAUAUUUCCAGGGAGACUAUCUUUGAAUAAAAAUCAAUGCCUAGGUAUUUUGUUCAGCUAUUUUUCCUCUUUGAUAGAUUCACAUCUGGCAUAUGCUGCUUUUCAUUUGGUUUUGAUAGCCUAUCUGUUAACAAUUACUAGUAACCACUAAGUGAUCUAUAGUAACCCCUCCACCCUUGUGUAGAUUCUUUUCCUCCUCCCAUUGUCUGGGAGUAGGGAGAGCUGACCUUCUAAUCUUUCCUUUUACUGACUUUGGUGAUAAGUUAACAAAGCUCAAAUACCAACAGUGAUUCAUUGGGCCAAUGUGUUAUUACUGCUGUGGGCUGGUCCAUUGCACUGCCACUUGGAGCCACCUUUUGUUUUAAAUCCCCCUGUAAAUGUCUGUUUGGUAGUGGAAUAGAGAGAGUUCCAGCCAGUGAACCACAGCAAAUUUGCAGAGGAGUAUUGAGGUCACAGGCCAUAUACUGUGUAUUGCCUUAACCUCUUUUUAUUUUCUUGGAGUGUCUGGUUUUUGCUUCAGUUUCAUUGGGAAUCAGAGAUUCACGUUUAAAAAAAAAAAAAAAAAUUUUUGCCUUGCGAUAUAGAAAUAAAUAUGACAUUGAAUAAUUCUUAGUUGAGGGAGGGGUCAAUGACUGAGUUUGUACAUCCAAAAAAGAUUGAGACUUGAGGGCUGAGACCUGCUAGUCUAAUUUAUUGCAGAAAACAUUGCCCAGUGGAUUGCUGGUGAGGGUUUUUGAAAGAUUAUUGCCUAGAAUUGUGACUGUGAACCUGAAUGGAAAGUGUGCAUGUGCUACUUGUGUGCAAUUAAAACUUUCAUAAUGUACAUAAGUGUAAUUUUAUUACUAUCAGUUUGAAAUAAAAAAAAGAAAUCUUAUUAUUCUCCUUUUGCACACCAGCUGGUUCUUAUUUGACAACUGAAUAUUAACAGCACUUCUGUAUUGUAGCCUAUAAUAUCAGCAAGAUCCAUGGCACACACCCAUGUUUUCAACUGGGCUUUUAUCAUUUUCCACUUCAUGCAAUGUUUGCUGGAGUUAAAGUUUUGCGGGCGUCUAUUGCAGCCAAAAAUCUGUUACAUUUACCAUAUUGGAAACUUUCUUUACUAUUUUCUGUGUGAAUUUUUUUUGUGUUCAUUACAGUAAAGUUAGUUUAAUAUUUAUUUCAUGAUUGACUAGGCUGUUAAUCCUACUGAGGCUGAUGUUAAAAUGGCUAUUAUUCACAAGGCACUUAAGAUUUCAGAUAUUUGGUAACAGGUGAAGAGAAUAUUUGGGGAUAUAAAUAAGCUUUUGAGGAUUGCAAAGGAAGUGACACCUGGAACAUCCCCACUUAGUUUAACCAAGUAGUCUUAUUUUCGGAUGAUGCUGGUUUUCUUUGAGAGGUGAUGGCCAAGUGAGUGUUAUUAUUGCUAGACUAUUAAUCCAGAAACUCAUCUAAUGUUCUGGGAACCUGGGUUCAAAUGCCAUCACACACAUGAUGGAAUCUGAUUCACUAAAAUAAAUCUUGAAUUAAUGAUGA
Messenger RNA from Rhincodon typus (whale shark), 4376 nucleotides. It is a transcript of the gene rfwd3, whose product is annotated as ring finger and WD repeat domain 3. NCBI's taxonomy places the organism in Eukaryota, Metazoa, Chordata, Chondrichthyes, Orectolobiformes, Rhincodontidae. The record is from RefSeq and is a predicted model, not a curated record. Gene Ontology annotation, cellular component: site of double-strand break; nucleus. The coding region runs from base 341 to 2551 and encodes 736 amino acids. Gene Ontology annotation, biological process: double-strand break repair via homologous recombination; protein ubiquitination; interstrand cross-link repair. Gene Ontology annotation, molecular function: protein binding; ubiquitin protein ligase activity. The transcript has 13 exons.